Molecule: messenger RNA, 1405 nt
Organism: Phialemonium atrogriseum
Lineage: Eukaryota; Fungi; Ascomycota; Sordariomycetes; Cephalothecales; Cephalothecaceae
Product: putative malate dehydrogenase
Exons: 8
Coding region: 149-1144 (331 amino acids)
Biological process (GO): tricarboxylic acid cycle; malate metabolic process
Cellular component (GO): cytoplasm; cytosol
Molecular function (GO): L-malate dehydrogenase (NAD+) activity
Source: RefSeq, a predicted model, not a curated record
CCAUCAUCAUCAUCAUCAUCAUCAUCACUGUCCCUCGUCGUCCUGUUAUAACAGCGUGGAAAAUACGCCGCCCUGAUAUCUGGCGCCGCUAACAGCUCACCCUUGCUUGCAGCAUUUAACCCCUCCCCCGCCUCCGAAUCACGUCAAAAUGGUCAAAGCAGUUGUCGCUGGUGCCUCUGGCGGUAUUGGGCAGCCACUGUCCCUGCUCCUGAAGCUCUGCCCCCUGAUCGAUGAGCUCUCCCUGUACGAUGUUGUCAACACCCCGGGAGUUGCGGCCGACCUGUCGCAUAUCUCUUCGAACGCGAAAGUUACUGGCUACCUCCCAGCCAACGAUGGCGCCAAGGCUGCCUUCAAGGAUGCCGAUAUCAUUGUCAUCCCUGCCGGGAUUCCCCGCAAGCCUGGCAUGACCCGUGAUGAUCUCUUCAACAUCAACGCUGGCAUUGUCAAGGGCCUCAUCGAGGUCGCCGCCGAGGUCGCCCCCAAGGCCUUCAUCCUCGUCAUCUCGAACCCUGUGAACUCGACGGUUCCUAUUGCCGCCGAGGUUCUCAAGGCCAAGGGCGUCUUCAACGCCCAGCGCCUCUUUGGCGUCACCACCCUCGACAUUGUCCGCGCUGAGACCUUCGUCGCUGAGAUCGUCGGCAAGGCCAACCCUCAGGAGCUGACCGUCCCCGUCAUCGGCGGACACUCCGGCGAGACCAUUGUCCCGCUCUUCAGCCAGGUCUCCCCAUCGGUCACUAUCCCUGAUGACAAGUACGAGGCUCUUGUCAAGCGUGUCCAGUUCGGCGGUGAUGAGGUCGUCAAGGCCAAGGAUGGUGCGGGCUCCGCUACGCUCUCCAUGGCUUAUGCUGGCUACCGGUUCACCGAGAAAUUGCUCAAGGCCGUAAAGGGUGCCAAGGGCCUCGUUGAGCCCAGCUAUGUCUAUCUCCCUGGUGUUCCCGGAGGCAAGGAGAUCGCCGAGAAGACUGGCGUCGACUUCUUCUCCGUCCCCAUCGAGCUUGGACCCAACGGAGCCGAAAAGGCCACCAAUGUCUUAUCGGACAUUUCCGCCAAGGAGAAGACGCUGCUGGAUGCGGCUAUCGCGGGCCUGAAGGGGAACAUCGAGAAGGGAGUCGCCUUCGCCCACAACCCACCGCAAAAGCUGUGAGGGUGAAUCCCGAUUCUUCAUGGGGAGGGAGAAUGGGUGGCCGUGGCCGUGAGAUAAAUGUCCGAUCCAGGAAGCUCAGUUUGACGACGACCUGGACAUGACGGGUUGAGGGGAUUUUGGGAGGGGAAGGGGGUAGGGAUUUGAACGGAACGAAAACGGAUAUCUCAACUGAUAGAUCAACGACGCAUUUGGAACACAUAUGGAAUUCCGGGUAUACAUAAACUCGACGCAAUAGUGAACCCCCAAACGCCAUGUGCCUCC